AUGGCUGGUGGAGGAUUCACCAUUGAUGCACCUUCCCAUGGCUUCCAUGGGAAAAUAACACUCUCAGUUGUCAUUACUUGCAUCGUUGCUGCAUCCAGUGGACUCAUUUUCGGAUAUGAUGUCGGAAUUUCAGGAGGUGUUACAACAAUGGUGCCAUUUCUUCAAAAAUUCUUCCCGGACAUUCUAAGAAAAUCAGCUGGUACUGAAGUAAACAUGUAUUGUGUGUAUGACAGUCAAUUAUUGACAUUAUUUACGUCUUCUCUGUAUCUUGCUGGAUUAGUUUCAAUUCUCUUAGCAAGCAAAGUCACUGGAACUAUCGGUCGGAGAAACACGAUCAUAUUGGGUGGUGCCAUCUUUUUUGCUGGUGCUUCCAUCAACGGAGGUUCUGAAAAUAUUGCCAUGCUCAUCGUUGGUCGGAUUCUUCUCGGUUUCGGAGUUGGUUUCACUAAUCAAGCGACGCCUCUAUACCUUUCAGAAAUUGCUCCGGCUAAAUGGCGAGGUGCUUUCAGCACAGGCUUUCAGUUCUUUGCAGGAAUCGGCGUGGUUGCUGCCCUCUGCAUAAAUUACAUGACUGCCAAGCACGCGUGGGGAUGGCGACUCUCUCUUGGGCUAGCAGCGGUUCCUGCAGCCGUGAUGAUGAUUGGCGCGUUCCUGAUAACCGACACGCCCAGCAGCUUGGUUGAACGUGGCAAGAUAGACCAAGCUAGAAAAGCAUUGAUCAAAAUCAGAGGAUCUUCAAUUGAUAUUGAACCUGAAUUAGAAGAACUCAUUAAGUUUACAGAAAUCGCGAAAUCAGUGCAACAAGAGCCUUUUACGACCAUAUUUAAGAGACAGUAUCGCCCUCACUUGAUCAUGGCGUUCGCGAUCCCAUUGUUCCAACAGUUUACUGGGAUCAACAUUGUAGCUUUCUAUUCACCUAACCUCUUUCAAUCUGUGGGUUUGGGACAUAACGGUGCUCUACUUUCCGCUCUCAUACUUGGACUCGUCAAUCUUGCUUCUAUCUUAGUCUCUACUACUUUCGUUGAUCGGUUUGGUCGAAGAUUCUUGUUCAUUUUAGGUGGCAUUCUAAUGCUUGUUUGCCUGAUUGCAGUGUCUGCUUUACUAGCUAUGGUGACUGGUGUUCAUGGCACAAAGGAGAUAUCAAAGCAAAAUGCAAAAUUGGUAUUGGUGUUACUGUGUUUCUAUGCUGCAGGUUUUGGUUUUUCGUGGGGGCCACUUACCUGGUUAAUUCCGAGUGAAAUUUUUCCCUUGAAAAUCAGAUCAACAGGACAAAGUAUAGCAGUUGGAGUACAAUUCAUAACCUUGUCUGUGUUAUCACAGACAUUCUUAACAAUGCUAUGUCAUUUUAAGUUUGGUGCUUUCUUGUUCUAUGCAUUUUGGGUUGCAGUGAUGACUCUAUUUAUUAUAUUUUUCUUGCCUGAGACUAAAGGAAUUGCUUUGGAGUCGAUGUACAUCAUAUGGGGGAAACAUUGGUUUUGGCGGCGGUUUGUUAAAGGAGAAGUUGACAAGAACAAUCUUCCAUGA
Lathyrus sativus (Indian pea) is the source of this 1524-nucleotide messenger RNA. Lineage: Eukaryota; Viridiplantae; Streptophyta; Magnoliopsida; Fabales; Fabaceae. The record is from the annotation of a GenBank genome assembly.